This is a messenger RNA of Castor canadensis (American beaver), 4762 nucleotides long. It is a transcript of the gene Safb, whose product is annotated as scaffold attachment factor B. Lineage: Eukaryota; Metazoa; Chordata; Mammalia; Rodentia; Castoridae. The record is from RefSeq and is a predicted model, not a curated record. Gene Ontology annotation, cellular component: nucleus. Gene Ontology annotation, biological process: regulation of mRNA processing; estrogen receptor signaling pathway; regulation of androgen receptor signaling pathway. Gene Ontology annotation, molecular function: RNA binding; sequence-specific DNA binding.
GCGCAGAAGUGAGGCGCGCCGGGGAGGCUGGAGCGGUUCCCUCUCAGGCGGCGCCAUUUUGUGCUAGGAGCCGAGAUAAAACCGGCCCGGUUGUGUGUGAAGUGGACGGCGGAGCCAGGGUCCCUGGAAUGGCGGAGACUCUGUCGGGUUUAGGAGAUUCGGGUGCGGCGGGCGCAGCGGCUCUGAGCUCCGCUUCGUCGGAGACCGGGACGCGGCGGCUCAGCGACCUGCGGGUGAUUGACCUGCGGGCGGAGCUGAGGAAACGGAAUCUGGACUCGAGCGGCAACAAGAGCUUUUUGAUGGAGCGGCUGAAAAAGGCAAUUGAAGAUGAAGGUGGGAACCCUGAUGAAAUUGAAAUUACUUCUGAGGGAAACAAGAAAGCGUCAAAGCGAUCCAGCAAAGGGCGGAAAGCAGAGGAAGAGGGCGUGGAAGAUAACGGGCUGGAGGAGAACUCGGGGGAUGGCCAGGAGGAUGUGGAGACCAGCUUGGAGAACUUGCAGGACAUUGAUAUGAUGGACAUCAGUGUUCUGGAUGAAGCUGAGAUUGACAAUGGCAGCGUGGCGGACUGCGUGGAGGAGGAGGAUGCGGACAACCUCCCGGAGUCCCUGUCUGACAGCAGAGAGCUCGAGGGGGAGAUGAAAGAGCUUCCGGAGCAGCUUCAAGAACAUGGUGUAGAUGACAAGGAAACCAUUAACAAUGUAGACUCUCCAUCAUCUGACCUCACUAUAUUGCAGGAAUUGGAAGAGCCAUCUCUGGAGCCAGAAAAUGAGAAAAUACUCGACAUUUUGGGGGAAACUUGUAAAUCUGAGCCAGUAAAAGAAGAAGGUUCCGAGCUGGAGCAGCCAUUUGCACAGGAUACAAGUAGCGUGGGGCCAGACAGAAAGCUGGCGGAGGAAGAGGACCUUUUUGGCAGCGCCCAUCCGGAAGAGGAGGAGGAGGAGGAAGAGCAGGAGGAGGAGGAGGAGGAGGAGGGAGAUUUAGCUGUGGCCAGCGAGUCACCGCGCGCUCAGUGGAGCGAGGCAGACACCCUGUUAGCGGUAGUGAAAAGGGAGCCCGUGGAGCAGACAGGCGAAGGCGCGAGGACGGACCGCGAGCCUGUAGGGCUAGAGAAGCCAGUUGAGCAGAGUAGCGCGGCCCCCGAGCUGGCGGAGGCCUGUAGCCAGGAGCUGGCGGAAGCGCCCACGGAAGCCCCGAGCCCCGAGCCCAGAGAUAGCAAAGAAGACGUGAAGAAGUUUGAGUUUGAAGCUUGUAAUGAAGUCCCUCCGGCUCCUAAAGAGUCCUCAACCAGUGAGGGCGCUGAUCAGAAAAUGAGUUCUGUCGAAGAUGACUCGGACACAAAAAGACUUUCCCGAGAGGAAAAGGGUCGUAGCAGUUGUGGUAGAAAUUUCUGGGUUAGUGGACUUUCUUCUACUACCAGAGCUACAGAUUUGAAGAAUCUUUUCAGCAAAUAUGGGAAGGUGGUGGGUGCCAAGGUGGUGACGAAUGCCCGGAGUCCUGGGGCUCGCUGUUACGGCUUCGUCACUAUGUCCACCGCGGAAGAGGCCACCAAAUGCAUCAAUCACUUGCACAAGACGGAGCUCCACGGGAAGAUGAUCUCUGUGGAGAAGGCCAAAAAUGAACCUGCUGGCAAGAAGACCUCUGACAAGAGAGACGGGGAGGGGAAGAAGGAAAAGUCAAGCACUGGUGACAGGUCUACAAACCUGAAGAGGGAUGAGAAAGCUGACAGAAAAGAUGAAGCCAAAAAGGGGGAAGAAGGAAGUGCAGAGAAGAGUAAAGACCCAGAUGAGCAGAAACCUGGCCCCUCUGAACGGUCGCGAGCCACAAAAUCAGGAAGCCGAGGCACCGAGCGCACCGUGGUGAUGGACAAAUCUAAAGGUGUGCCUGUCAUUAGCGUGAAGACAUCAGGAUCCAAAGAGAGAGUCUCUAAAAGCCAGGACCGCAAGUCAGCCAGCCGAGAGAAGCGGUCUGUCGUGUCCUUUGAUAAGGUCAAAGAGCCUCGCAAGUCCAGAGACUCUGAGUCCCGGAGGGAGCGCGAGCGCAGUGAGCGGGAGCAGCGCCUGCAGGCGCAGUGGGAACGUGAGGAACGGGAGCGACUGGAGAUAGCCCGCGAGCGGCUGGCCUUUCACCGGCACCGCCUGGAGCGGGAGCGCAUGGAGCGGGAGCGGCUGGAGCGGGAGCGCAUGCAUGUGGAACAGGAGCGCCGGCGUGAACAGGAGCGCAUCCACCGUGAGCGUGAGGAGCUACGGCGCCAGCAGGAGCUGCGCUAUGAGCAGGAGCGCCGGCCUGCGGUGCGGCGGCCCUAUGACGUGGACGGCCGGCGGGAUGAUGCCUAUUGGCCAGAAGCCAAGAGGGCUGCUCUGGAUGAGCGCUACCACUCUGACUUCAGCCGCCAGGACCGCUUCCAUGACUUUGAUCACAGAGACCGAGGCCGCUACCCAAACCACUCUGUGGACAGGAGAGAAGGUUCACGCUCAAUGAUGGGAGAAAGAGAAGGACAGCAUUACCCUGAACGCCAUGGUGGACCAGAGCGCCAUGGCCGGGAUUCCCGCGAUGGCUGGGGCUAUGGCUCUGACAAGAGGAUGAGUGAAGGCCGGGGGCUGCCACCUCCCCCCAGGGGCAGACGUGACUGGGGGGAACAUGGCCGAAGACUGGAGGACGACCGGGCAUGGCAAGGUGCUGCUGACGGGGGCAUGAUAGACCGGGACCACAAGCGGUGGCAAGGCGGUGAGAGGAGCAUGUCUGGUCACUCGGGGCCCGGGCACAUGAUGAACCGGGGAGGCAUGUCAGGGCGCGGCAGCUUUGCACCUGGCGGUGCCUCCCGGGGCCAUGUGAUCCCACGUGGAGGGAUGCAGGGCGGCUUCGGGGGACAGAGCCGGGGAAGCAGACCCAGUGAUGCCCGCUUCACCCGCCGCUACUGAGCCCUUCUCCCCCCACCCCACCCCCCCCCCGUGUCCCAGUCCUGUGACCUGAGUAUGUUCAAUUAGUUCUCUUCAACCACCGUGUACAAAGAAUUUUUUUUAUCUGCUGCCAUAUUGUAGCUCAAUACAAUGUGAAAUUGUUUUUGUUCUGUUUUAUUUUGUAAUAAAGGUGUUUCUGUUCACAUACCCUUUAUUCAGUGUGUCAUCUCCUUUUUUCUGCCAAUGAAAGGAAGUCGUGUUCCACGCUAAGCCCAGCUUCUUGUUCAGGGAUGGAGCUUGAGGUGGCGGACAGGGGCUGCUGUGGAGUUUCCAGAAGUGCUUGUUCACAGUGCCCAGGGCUGUUUGUGGCUGCACUUGGUUUCCCUAACCAGGCUUCUCACCCGCUGAAGGGCAGUAAGGCACAAGGUCUUCCCCAGUCAGGGCCUGCUUUCCUUCCAGAACAGAUGUGAAGGCUUCAGAUAGUGCCAUGGGCCUCAGAGAUGGCUACUGCUUACAGAAAGGUGUGGCCACCUGGCUGCUGUGUGGCAGCCCAAGCCUGCUGUGAGAUGUGCAGCCACCAGAUGGGCUGGCAAAGGCACAUCUUGAGUCCAACACAGUGGCUGAAUGCAACUGUCCCCCAGGUGUCAUUUCGGAACUGGAGAGGCCACAUGUCAUAGCUUUGUUUCACCAUGAACUGCGUGCAUCACUGGGGUUCUUGGUGACUUGCAGUUGUCUGUCCUGACACCAUUUGUGUCUGAAUGUGUACAGACACAUGGAUGUCAGGAAGCCUCCAAAAGGCCCAGUGUUCCUACGUAAAUACGACCAUGCGAUAUUUAUCUGUGUCUGCCCUCACGUGCACUUACUUGGCUGCUCCUUUUGCCAAGCUUUCCCAGGUGUGCUGGCUCAGCAGCACUGUGCACAGGGUACAUGGUAGGGGACCAGUGCCCUGCCAAGCCUGCUGAGAUUGACAGCUGCCACUCUACACACUUCCUUGCCAACACACUUAGUUGUGAUCGCGUGGACAUCUUCAUGUGACCUUUGUACUUUGAGACGAAACACGAGAGGUGUGUGUGUGUUGGAAAGCAGAGGGGCAGCCAGUGGUUGUGCAUGCCCAGCACUGUGCCUCUGCAGGACCGGCCUGAGGACACAGGCUGCUCCCAGCACCUGCCCCACUCCAGGAAGCCAGGCAGGCCAGGGGCAGGACACUCCUGAACUGCUGUGAGAGCCUUCCCCCUUCCCAGGCCUGGUCCUGUGGUGCCGGAGGGUGAGGCUGGCAACCGUGGAGGCCCACCUUGCUCUAGGGCCCAGAUUUGGGUCCCAGGAAGAUCCCCAAGGACAACCAGCUCUUGGUUUCAGCAUAAGGUACACAAGUGUGCCUACUCCUGCCUGGGUGUCAGCCAGCCAGAGAACAUUCAUGUUCAGCUGUCCCUCCACUGGAGCCAGCUUCAAGCCUCUCUGCCACCUGGUCUAUACUGCAAGACUCUUCGCCAGGAUAGACCAGUGCUUUGUGGGUUUGGGCCAAACCAGAGUCCUUGUACAUUCAUCCCCCCAGCAUCAAUCCGUCCACUCACCCACCCACCCAUCAAGCAGGUGUGCAUCCGCCCAUCCAGCAGCCCUUCCCCACCAGGCUCUGUGCUGAAUUCCAGAACUCUGGGAAUUUGGAUGUAACUUGGGGUCCUUUCCCUGGGGCAGCCUGCAUGCUGGGCUAUCACAUAGAAAGCUGUGGCAUACAGGAAGGAAAAGCACCAAUGAGUCCCCAAGAAGUGACAACUCUGCAUGUGGACCUUUGUGGCAGGAUCAAGAGGGGCAAAGGACCUGAGCCUUUCCUGGUGACCAGGGGCCUGAGGCUGACAAGACAGCUGGAC